Messenger RNA from Apis mellifera (honey bee), 4295 nucleotides. RefSeq lists its product as uncharacterized. Gene Ontology annotation, biological process: extracellular matrix organization; cell adhesion. Bases 548 to 3682 code for a protein of 1044 amino acids. Gene Ontology annotation, molecular function: cell adhesion molecule binding. Gene Ontology annotation, cellular component: extracellular matrix. The transcript has 8 exons. NCBI's taxonomy places the organism in Eukaryota, Metazoa, Arthropoda, Insecta, Hymenoptera, Apidae. The record is from RefSeq and is a predicted model, not a curated record.
AACUCUCAGACGUUUUCAGAUCUCCAACAGUCCUGAACUCGUCCUCGUCAACGUGUGAACUUAUCAACCAACUAGGUCUGACGCGUUUUCGCCAUUGUCUCUUAUUUUCGCUUCUUCAAGCAACACGAGAAACACGAAGAGAAGACGCGACUAAUUCUUUCUUCUUGUUAAAACAGUCUUGGGAAUAUUAUUUUCCCCUUCGAAAUAUGCUUUCGUUUGUUUUCUUCUCAUAAAAUAAUUUUAGAUUCGUUUUUUUUCUCUUUCUCUCUUUCUCUCUCUUUGUUACAUUUCGUUUGUAAGUUAAUAAAUUUGUUGUAUACAUACGAAAAGUGAAGAAUAUAGGAUUUAUUUGAAGGAAGUUUAAAAAGAGAAAGCAGUGGACUGAUUAGUUCUAUCAAAUAAGUUUGAAAUACUUAUCAAAGAAGAGAGAAGAAAAGAGCGUAGUGUAUCGAUGUUCCGGUGGUGAAGUUUCGUAAAAAGAAAAAAAGAGGAAAUUCAAGUGCGAAUAAUAAUCGAUAAUCGAAGAAAAAGAAAGAUCGUUGACGUGAUGAGGAACGUUCUGUGCUUUCUGUGGAUCGUUGCGAUCCUGAAAAUAGAAGAUUUCGUGAUUGCUGAAGCUGAUCCGGCAAUUUUGUUAGGAUCUGAUUUGAGUCAUUUCCAACAAAGUCAUUCAUCACAUGAUCCACGACCACGUCUCUCAGCUUCUCAACAAGCACAAAUAUUAAGCGACGUUCAACAACACCAGCAACGGUUUCGUCGACCCCAAGAAUUAUCCGAUACUCGAGGAUCUUUUUCAAACUUCGAGCAAGCCGCUUCGAAACCACAAACCAGUUCAUCUUAUUCAUCUCUAGCAAAAUAUAAAGUAGAUCGUGCAAAGCAACAACAACUUCAGCAAUUGUACCAACAACAGCAACAAGUACAACAAUUGAUACAGGAACAACAACAAAAAAUAGCACAACAACUCAAUAAUCCAAAUUAUCUGAAUGGUCAAAUCCAAUUUCAAUCUCAACCUGUCAAACAACAGCAAUUUCAACAACAAUAUAACAGCCAAUAUCAAAACACUAACAAUCACUUUCAAAAUCUUCAACAAGAUUUGUCUCAACCUUUGUUCAGUGAUCGACAAACGUUACAAUUACAAGAAUAUUUAGAGAAACAACGUGAAUUGGAAUUACUACAAAAGCAAAGACAACAAUUAUUGUUGGAAAAACAGGAGUUACGAAGACAGCAGGAAUUGCUGAGACUUCAACAACUGCAGAAACUAACCUCUACGACUUCGUUACCUAUUUCUGUUACUUCUACUAAUACCAUAAAUGUCAGUACUACAGCGACUCCUGUACUUGUAUCACUGCCAACAAGAAAAAUUACCCCAUCGGAAACAGAUCUAUUUCUGAAGGCAAUAGCCACUCAUCAAAAAAAAUAUUCUACCACUACACCGAUUUCACCUAUAACAACGACUAUAAGGACUACAACAACCCACAAACCCACUUUGACAGUUUCACCCAAGACUUAUCAAGAGAAGGUAACAGUAACUUCGACUAUACCAGAGAAUCUAUUAGAUUUGAUUCAGGAACAACAGAAUCAAUUCAUUCAACAGGGUAAACCAAAGCCUCAAAUCAAAAUCAUAUAUCAGACUGAAAAACCAGUGACUUUGAAGAGUAUCACAACAAAAACUAGGUCUACUUCAUUAGGAUCAGAAAGAGAAAUUUUGUUGAAACAAUUAAAAUUAGCUCUAGCUCAAUCUGUCGACGAUGAUGCAAGGAAUGUCAGUACAAGAGAUAUCGUGCUUCCUAAUGGAAAAAAAGUUCAGCUGAUCGAUUCUUCGAAUAGUCUAACUUCUAAUAUCCCAACCGAUGGAUCAACAUUGACUACUUCUACUUUGGCGUUAACUACUUCGACUACGACUAUCAAGCCGCCGAAAGCUAUUUUUGAGGAAUUAACAAAAGGUGUACUUCCUCCUGGAGCAGAUUUUGAAGUCAUUAGACAAAAAAGUGAUGGAAAGUUAGAAGAGAUUGGGAAAACACCGAUUCACAAUCUGCCAGCGAAAAAGGUAACAUUUGUCGUAUUGGAGGAGCAACCUGAUGGUAGUUAUAAAGUACAAGGAGUGAAAGGAAAUGCGGAUAAGGAAGGAACUGAAGUAGAGUCUAUCGUAGAAAAAAUUAAGAAAGGAGAGUUAAAGUUGCCACCAAGUUCGUCAAAUCCGACCACUACCAGUUCGCUUCAGAAUUUCGCGUCUAAUUUGGAUCCAAAUACAAUUUCGACAAAACAGAGUAUCGUAACAUCAAUUCAAAGUGAUCCAUAUACUACCUCUAGAUCAACUACUGCAAGAUCUACUUCUGUUUCAUCAAGGUAUACGGAAAGCAAACCAACUGAGCAUUUUCCUCAUGUGACAAUCUCUCCAAAUUCCGUAUCGACGACCGACAAAUAUUUAUCUUCAGCAUCGAGUGUUACAAGUCACGUAUUCAAUUCUCUCAAGAAUACCAACACUACUCCUAAAUUAAGCUCUUUAGAUCAGGAUAAUCGAGUCACGGCGAAAUAUCCAACAAUAACAAGGAGUCAUUUCAUCCCAACCAUGGUUCCUGUCAAUGAAAUUAUUACGACAACACCUGCAUCAGUGCCGACGACUUUCUCACAUCAUUCGACCAAUUCUUACAUUCACUUUACUUCACCAUCUAGUGAAACUUUACCGAGUUUAAAAACAAUUCAGACUACUGCAAGGCCAUUGACCACCUUACACAACGAAAAUAUCAUUUAUCAGGACACUUUCGAAAGAUCUACUAUCAUGCCGACCAUCGAAUCGCUUACCACGAGAAAUCAAAUACAGGAAAGUUUGACCACAUUGUUGAGAAGAGAAGGAUUGUUCGCAAUGGCUAAGUAUCUGAGGCAAUCGGGUCUAGAUAAUGUGUUGAACGAAACUGGUCCAUACACAAUAUUUGUUCCGACGGAUAAAGCUUUCAGAACGCUUUUAGUACAACUUGGUGGUCCAGAAAAAGCAGAACAAAAAUUCCGAGAUAACCCACGACUUCUUAGUGGACUUCUAUUACACCACGUGAUACCAGGAGCUUUUAGAAUUGAUUCCUUGCAAGAUGAAAUGACUGGCGUUAGCUUGGCUGGAACGCAAUUAAGAGUGAACGAAUAUGCAAUGCAUGAUCACGAAUGGAAUGAUAUAAAGGUAACAACAAUAAAUGGUGCAAAAGUGGCGUCAAAUAAACGAGAUAUAGAAAUACCUCAAGGCAUCGCUCACGCCGUAGAUAGGGUAAUGUUCCCACUUCCGGUUGGCGAUUUGGUACAAACGUUACAGGCUGAUCGUGAAAGAAGAUUCACUACUUUCUUAAAACUGCUUUACAUAUCAGGUCUUCAAGAUACUUUAUCAGGAUCUAAAACUUUCACCAUUUUCGCUCCAACGGAUUCCGCUUUCGAAUCAGCUUCGAAAGACGGAACAUCAGUUUGGACAGAAGAAGAUGGACCAGAUGCUGCAAAAACAAUCAUUUCGAGACAUAUAAUUCCAUCGACUUUAUAUACAGCUGGAAUGAGGUAUUAUUUGCAAAAAGAUACUCUUCGUCCGCAAUCGCCUCUCCAUAUUCACAAAAAUGGUGGUCGAGUACGAAUAAACGAAGCACUUGUAAUAACGCAUAAUAUACCAGCAACAAAUGGAGUUUUACACGCAAUUGACAAUAUAUUAUAAUUAUGCAACAACAAUUAAAUUUACUUUGAAAAAUUAUGCGUCUCUACACAAAAAUGCAUAUUUCAAUAACAAAAUAUGAAAAUUAUUUAUACAUUCUUAUUUUAAGUUAGCAAUAAUAGCAAUAGUAAUUAAGCAAUUAUUAUUUCUUUGUGAUUUACUAAAAAAAAUAGUAAGAUCUCAUGUGAGAUAGUAUUUAAAUUUGAAUUUAAUUUAAUAAAAAAAUACUAAGUCUAAUAUAAAUGUUUUAUUUUUAGAAAUAAAUAAUAUUGAUAAAUAAGAUGAAAUUCUAUAAAAAAAAAAGAAAAUUUUGUAAUUCUUAGAGAUUAUUAUAGUAAGUCACAAAGAAUUAAACUUAUUAUGAAAUACAUACAUAUGUAUGUCAUUAAUCUUUUCGUUACUUAUUAGAUAUAUACAAACCUUCAAUUCUUAAUAAUUUAAGAUUAAUGCGAUAAAUUCUAAUGAUUACUAACAAUUCAUCUAACAUUUGAAUUAUCUUAAUAUAAACAUAUGAUCAAAAUAUAAGAAAAAUAAAUCUCAUUUAUAAUUCAGAGAUUCAUUCCAAAGAAAGGAUAAAUUCAAUCUGAAUAGUUUCUGAGAUAAAAAUUUAUAUAAC